ACCAAAGUGGAAAUCGCUCCAAGUUUACAAACUCUUCAACUGAUUCGGACCAGCAAACAAACUCCAGGUGUGAAAACGGCCUAAAACUCUGAUAGCGUUUUACUGGCUCAACUGUUCAGCAGAAGAAGAAAGAACAUGAGUUGCAAGAAUUCGUGGCUCCAUCGAUAUACUGCAUCAGCCUCAUAAGAGUCCAUUUUGACUGCUUGCACAAUCAACCUGAUAUGAAAGAUAAGAUGAAUUUGGACGAAUACUUCAGAAGAAUUGGUCUCCAUGGCUCAUAUGAUAAACCGGAUCUUGCAACACUGAAGUUGAUCCACAAGCAGCAUGUCAUGUCAGUUCCUUUCGAAAACCUCAGCAUUCACUGUGGUGAGACGAUCACCAUGGACCUUGAGGUCAUUUUCAACAAGAUAGUGAGGAGCAGACGUGGAGGUUGGUGCCUUGAGAACAACUUCCUGUUUGGCUGGGUGCUGAGAGAAAUGGGCUACGACACUACGAUGUUAGGCUCCAGAGUUUUCAUCAGCACCAGCAAUGAUACUUCUCCCUAUGAAUCUCAUCUCAUCCACAUGGUCGUCAUUGAUGGAAAGGCUUACAUAGCAGAUGUAAGCUUUGGGGUGUCUUCCCAAGUGUGGGAACCCCUGGAGCUCAUCUCUGGAAAGGACCAACCUCAGGCAGCAGGUGUCUUUCGUCUCAUAGAUAAGGGGGACAUCUGGGUGCUGGAGAAAACUGGUAGAAAGCCAGAGAUUCUUAAUCCAGACUUUGCUAAAUCAAGUCUUGUCAACAGUAAUAAAACAAAGCAGAUCUACUGCUUCACCUUAGUGCCCCGUGAGGCUGAUCAUUUUUUUGAGAAAAACCACUCACUCCAGACAGAUCCUACUUCAAUGUUCACCAAUAAAUCCAUCUGCUCUUUGCAAACACCAACAGGAUUUAGAGCCCUUAUUGGCUGGACCUACAGCGAGGUCACCUACAAACCUGAGCAAGAUGUUGAUGUCUAUGACAUGAGAAACAUAACAGAUGAUGAGAUAGAGCAAAUUCUGAGGGAAAAGUUUGAUGUAAAGCUGCAGAACAAACUGCAGCCUGUAAACAACAAAGCAUGGUACACACUUUGAAAUCCUACACGUUUCGUUUUUAAAUUGAACUGGAAUGAUCUCACAACCUGUGUUGAUUUCAUGACCAUGCAUGGUCAGCAGCUUGCCGGUGAAUAAUCUACUUGAAACGCUAACAAUACUUUACAUGUUUGGGUGGGCUUAUCAUGCAUAGCUUUUGACUGGUCUCUCACUGACAGAAAGUUUAGCCGUCUCUAUUAGAGGCGUUGUGUGAGACUCCUCUUCACUGUCCUGUGGUGUCCCACAGAGCUCUGUUUUGAGGCCCCUAGUUAUUCUCUUUAUGUUUAUUUAUAUAUUAUAUUAAUUUAGGAGUAAUACUUGAUCAAUCCUUGUU
Messenger RNA from Sander lucioperca (pikeperch), 1437 nucleotides. RefSeq names its product arylamine N-acetyltransferase, pineal gland isozyme NAT-10-like. Lineage: Eukaryota; Metazoa; Chordata; Actinopteri; Perciformes; Percidae. The record is from RefSeq and is a predicted model, not a curated record. Bases 222 to 1106 code for a protein of 294 amino acids. The transcript is spliced from 3 exons. Gene Ontology annotation, molecular function: acetyltransferase activity.